Messenger RNA from Cygnus atratus (black swan), 2722 nucleotides. Its product is annotated as transmembrane protease serine 11E-like. Gene Ontology annotation, cellular component: extracellular region; plasma membrane. The coding region runs from base 642 to 1997 and encodes 451 amino acids. The transcript has 15 exons. Gene Ontology annotation, biological process: proteolysis. Gene Ontology annotation, molecular function: serine-type endopeptidase activity. The record is from RefSeq and is a predicted model, not a curated record. Lineage: Eukaryota; Metazoa; Chordata; Aves; Anseriformes; Anatidae.
GGAUUUGCUACUAGAAUAGUUCAUCACCUACUCUGCAAAGGCAUUGCGUUCCCAUGGCCUAACUCCUAGUCCGGGCAGAGGGACCUGAGUGUCGGUCAGUGUGCAAGGACCCAGGAGUCUUGGAAACUGGAUGCCUUUACAGGAGAAAAGGUGAAGACCAUGCUUGGCUGAUUGAACACUGAUGAACCGACAUCACCUUUGUCUCCAAAUGUAAAAGAAAAUGACAUUUCCUGCCAUGACUUCUAAUAAUUUCUAUCAUUUUUCUCUGGUUUUGAUUGCUACUGAGUUGAUAUUCUCGUAGGAGUUUCUGCCUCAGUCUUAUUCCUGAAAAGCGUAACCAGCUCAACACCUGUCAUUUUGUAGCCUUCGUAUCCCAUGGGAGCUCAGCUUUUUUAAGAAGCCUUUGUAAGACAACGUCCUGUUUAAUUUCUGUAGGAAAUACAAGUAGACAAUAUCAAUCAGACUUGCCUCAUGGACCAGCUGUUGACUUGCUCAGGAAUUGAGGUAUGUGGAUUUUACUGCAGUUAUGUGGUCCCUGUCUUCAAAAUUGAAUGUGGCAGUAGCUGAUUUUCUGGCUUUGGUCUCCCUGUAGAAAUUUGAAACAGGUGCUGAUACUGUUCAGGUGAUAAAGCCUCAAGUCUAUGCUGAGAUGCUGCACAGUGUGUUUAGUAGUUCAGGACGGUGCAUCUCCCAGACAGAAGAACAUACUGCUGACCUCUCGUUGGUGUCCAGAGAUAUUGACUCGGAUGGACACAGCAGUGAAGCGUAUGGAGCCAUGGAAGAUAGCAGUCAUCGUUGUGUCAGUAAUAGCUGGUCUGGCCAUUGUCAUUGGCUUGAUUACAUAUUUUUUAUGCCAUUAUCAGAACAGAUACUACAAUGCAGCUUUCCUUAUCACCAACAUCCAGUAUGACACUCGGUACGAAAGGCAAACCACAGAAGAAUUCAGAUACCUGAGCCAAGAGAUUGAAAACAUGAUGUCUACAGUAUUUAAGAAGUCCAUUCUAAGUCAAAGGUACAUCAGAUCCCAUGUUAUCAGUCUAAGCCCAGAUCCUGGCGGAGUGCUUGUAUCUGUUGCUCUGGUAUUUAAAUUUGCCUCAGCUGAUAGUACGGCAACAAGCUGGAGUCGUGUCAACAGUGUGUUACGCAGAAGGCUGAAAACAAGCUCAACGUCAUUGAAUAUUGACCAGUCUACUAUAACUGUCACAGAGUUGAAUGAGGACAAGGGAGAUACCCUUUUAAACAACUUCUGUGGAAUACGAAGGGAUACAUUCUCCUUCUCAGGAGUGGAAAGAAUAAUUGGCGGGCAGCGUGCACAGGAUGGGGAAUGGCCAUGGCAGGCUAGUAUUCAGCUCGAUGGGACCCAUCGCUGUGGUGCAUCGGUGAUCAGUAAUACAUGGCUAGUGACUGCAGCCCACUGCUUUAGAGGAGCAAAAGAGCCUCGGAGGUGGACAGCCAGCUUUGGAAUUUUGCUGAGACCUCCGAAACAGAAAAAAUACGUACGAAGAAUUAUCGUUCAUGAAAAAUACAGUGAAUUUCUCCUCGAUCACGAGUAUGAUGUGGCUGUUGUGGAACUUGCCUCCCCAAUUGAGUUCACGAAUGAUGUACACAGUGUCUGUCUUCCUGAAGCAUCUCAUGUAUUCCGGGAUAAUGCUUCUUGUUUUGUCACAGGCUGGGGAGCUUUGGAGAACGAUGGCUAUAGUGUUAAUCAACUUCGACAAGCAGAAGUGAAAAUUAUAAGCACUAGAAUUUGCAAUAGGAGGGAAGUGUAUGGUGGAGCAGUAACACCUGGAAUGUUGUGUGCUGGAUACUUAGAGGGACAGGUGGAUGCUUGCCAGGGUGACUCUGGUGGGCCACUGGUGCAUGCAAACUCCAGAGGAAUCUGGUAUCUCGUGGGAAUAGUGAGCUGGGGAGAUGACUGUGGCAAGCCAAAUAAACCAGGAGUAUACACACGAGUGACUUAUUAUCGAGACUGGAUCGCUUCCCAAACGGGCAUCUGAAACCUGCAGUGGCUUAAGUUUUGUGGGCUGUGUGUAAGGCUAUUCCUCUGACACAUUCUGCUCUGUGGUUACCCUCUAAACAGCUGCUGGCUUGGCUUGUGGUGAUAUAUCAAGUGCCAGCAAGCUCAGAGUAGUCUAGGACUUGAAAUUGGUUUGGCCUACCUCCAGAAAGGAACGGACUCAAUUCAUGUGACAGAGCUGUUUGUUCACAAAGUAUUCUGUCAAAGGGGCAAAGGCUUUGGUUUAUGUGCAACAUGCUGACCCUCUUCUUUGUGUCCAAAUGUCUUGGCCACCACUUUUGUAACCAGGCAAAGCAUCUGAGCCUAAACAAUUAUUUAUCAGCAUCCAAGAGAAUUCAUAACUAAAAUAUUGCCCAUCUGUUUGCUGCAUGUUCCCAAGGCCCCUCCUAUCUGUAGACCAGCUGUAACUGAGCCUGUGACUCCAAGGCUGCUGCGCUUCUGAAUACUCCUUGAGCUCUUUUCCUGCAAUGUUCCAGGGAGUAUACUGUAAUAAUGAACAGAAGAUGGCUUAGAGAUAUUCCAGUUCCUAGUAUCAUGUCAGCUACCUAGGUGAAUUGAGAAGUUUUCUUUGCUGUGUUAUCCUGAAGAAGUGAUUGUUGAGAGACAUCAACUUCUGUCCACGUUCUCUGAACAAGUGUGUCCACGCUUUGUAUGAACUGUACCUACCACAGCAUUUGCCAUGAGUGAUUGCUGGAUUUGAGACUG